Molecule: messenger RNA, 997 nt
Organism: Paramecium sonneborni
Lineage: Eukaryota; Ciliophora; Oligohymenophorea; Peniculida; Parameciidae
Source: the annotation of a GenBank genome assembly
AUGAUUACUAAUUCCAAAGAAUUAAACAGCAAUUCCUAACCUAUUAUGAAUGCUCUUAGAGAUCUCAAUAUAUUUGAUUAAGACAAUGAAUUCUAAUCUUAACAAUCCAUAUCUAUUCGUCUUAAGUCCUUUUUUGAAAACAUUUCAACUAAAGUAUAAUCAUUCAUUCUUUAUUUUUAGAAAUAAUUCUUGAAGUCUUUAUUUAAAAUUGUUGAAUAAGAGAUCUAAGAGAAGGGUAAUUUGUAAAAAUAGUUAAAACUUUUACUUUUGCUUCAUAUCAUCUUAAGUUCACAAGUAGCUCGAUCUGAAUAAUCAAAAAUUUUUAUUUCAAAACAAAUUAAUAUUCAAACCAAUAACACUACUUUAGGAAAAGUUUGUCAAUAAUAUUAUUUUUAUCUUUAUAAGCUAGCUUCCUAAACCACAUUUAUUAAUGAAGAUGUAAUUAAUGGAGAUAUUUUAAUUUAUUUCACAUUAUCAAAUUAAUGCAAUUUAGGAAUUAGCAUUUAAUCAUAAAUUGAAAAUGUAGAAUAAUUUUAAACUAAUUAAUUGCUUGGCAAUAUAGUUAAAUACAUUUAUUAUGAUUUGCAAGAUAUUGCUAUUUUUAUUAUGAAAGAUGUGAAGUCAAUAAUUGAAAAUUAGUAGGAAAUCUAAUAAAACAAAUUAUAGAUCCUUGAAUUAUAUAAAGAAGUAAGAUUUUAUAAUAAUUAAAUAGUGUUAAGUUUUAUAAUAGAAAAUGCUCAGCUUUUAUAGAUUUAAUCGACACUUUUAGCAUUUUUCUUAAAUUAUGCCUCCUUAUUCAUUAGUUGUAGAGCAACAUUAUCUUAAAGAAUUACAAGAAAAUAAACCAAAAAUUUAUUCAUUAAAACAUUUAUCAAAAUUGAAUUAAGAACAUACAAAAAAUAUUCCUCAGACAUCUAAAUAAAGAUAGAGAAUAAAAUUUGAAUUUGGAGAAAAGAAAAAAAAAGAGGAAUCUCCUCAAUUUUCAUUUUCAAAUUGA